AUGUCGCCGAGCUUCAAACUAGCUGCCUCACUGGCACUCCUUUACUUGACGUCGUGGGUCGCCGCAGUACCUCUUGCAAGAGCCCCUCAAAUUAAUAAACGCCAAAACUAUCCUGGAUGGAAUUACGACUCUGAUAAGGUUCGCGGUGUCAACAUUGGUGGUUGGCUUGUUUUAGAACCAUACAUUACACCUUCUUUAUUUGAGGCUUUUGGUUCGGACGAGUCUCAGAUUCCAGUUGAUGAGUAUCACUAUACACAAUAUCUUGGAAAAGAUGAAGCUUCAAACCGUCUCAAUCAGCAUUGGUCGACCUUUUAUACUGAACAAGACUUUUACGAUAUUGCAUCCUACGGCCUCAAUCACGUUCGCAUUCCCAUUGGCUACUGGGCUUAUAUCCAGUUUGACGAUGAUCCCUAUGUGUUUGGUGCCGACAUAUAUCUUGAGCAGGCCAUUGGCUGGGCCCGAAAUGCUGGACUUAAGGUAUGGAUUGAUUUGCAUGGUGCACCUGGCUCACAAAAUGGCUUUGACAAUUCUGGUUUACGCGACUCUAUCAAUUGGCAAAAUGGCAAUAAUGUGGACAUUACACUGAGCGUUCUCAACAUUAUUUCACAAAAGUAUGGCACUGAAGAUUACUCUGAUGUGGUUGUUGGUAUUGAAUUGUUGAAUGAGCCAUUGGGUCCUUCGCUUGACAUGUCGCGUGUUAAGGACUUUUACUUGCAAGGUUAUGAUGUGGUGCGUAACUCAUCUCAUGAACGUGCUGUGAUUUUCCACGAUGCUUUCCAGGCUCUCAAUUACUGGAAUGGUGAUGACUUUAUGCGUCUUCCUGACUAUUACUUUUCCAUUUUGGACCACCACCAAUACCAGGUGUUUAGUCCUGGUGAGGUGUCUCGCAGCAUUGACGAGCAUGUGUCUGUUGCUUGUGGAAUUGGAAGCUCGAUGCAGAGUGAGUACCACUGGCGUGUCACUGGUGAGUGGUCGGGAGCUUUGACUGACUGUGCUAAGUGGUUGAAUGGUGUUGGUCGUGGUGCUCGUUAUGAUGGAUCGUAUAAUAAUAAUGGUCAAACUUCGUACUGGGUUGGUAGUUGCGACUGUCGUCAGGAUAUUACUACUUGGAGUGACCAGGCCAAGGCUGAUACUCGUAAAUAUAUUGAGGCUCAGUUGGAGGCUUAUGACCAAGGUGCUGGUUGGAUUUUCUGGUGCUACAAGACUGAGACUACACUUGAAUGGGAUUUUAAGAGACUUGUUGAUGGUGGAUUAUUUCCUUAUCCUUUUGAUCAGCGUCAGUAUCCCAAUGUGUGUGGAUUUUACUAA
Magnusiomyces paraingens is the source of this 1308-nucleotide messenger RNA. RefSeq lists its product as uncharacterized. The coding region runs from base 1 to 1308 and encodes 435 amino acids. The record is from RefSeq and is a predicted model, not a curated record. Gene Ontology annotation, molecular function: glucan exo-1,3-beta-glucosidase activity. Gene Ontology annotation, cellular component: cell surface; extracellular region. NCBI's taxonomy places the organism in Eukaryota, Fungi, Ascomycota, Dipodascomycetes, Dipodascales, Dipodascaceae. Gene Ontology annotation, biological process: glucan catabolic process. The transcript has 2 exons.